Molecule: messenger RNA, 10053 nt
Organism: Rotaria sordida
Lineage: Eukaryota; Metazoa; Rotifera; Eurotatoria; Philodinida; Philodinidae
Source: the annotation of a GenBank genome assembly
AUGACACUUAGAACGAUUGCUGCUAGUGAAGAUUACGAAUCGGCCUAUCUUUACGAAAUUGUUUUAUCGAAAGUUGGUGGAGAAGGAAAUAUAAGGAAUGAAAAAGAGUUUUUUAUCGAUGUGGAAGAGAAAGGAUUUUUCAGUUUAUCAUGGACACUUGUAAAAACUGUCUUUUUUUAUUUAUUGAAAAAACAAUUUGAUUAUGAAACAGCCAAGUCACUUUAUGAUAAAAUAAUUUGUGAACUUGAAUUUAAUUUGCUAAUAAGUAGUUUCGACAAAUAUAAACAAUUAGAACCUAAUCAUAUAAAAAAUCGCCUACAAUAUCAAUUUUUAUUGCAUGAAAUGUGUAAUAAAGUAGCAUAUGAUACUGUAAAUUGUCUAGAAAAGAAAAAGAAAAUAAUUGUUAAUUCUAUAGUAGAAAUUCAAGAAACUAUUAAUGAUAGUAAUCAAAAUUUACAUAAACAAGAACGAAGCAAGAAAUCUGUGAAAGCAUUGACAUUUCAGCAUAAAAAUUUCGGAAAUGCGUUGCCAGAAAAAUUAAAAGAUUUAAAAUUUAUCAAAGAAAAUAUUACUGACAAUACUAAUUCUUUGACUAGUAAAGCGCUACGAAAACAAUUUUUAUUUGAUGCAUAUAAUAUACAGAACGGUUCAAAGAAUAUAUGCAUUGUUGAAUUUAAUCAAAUUCUAGAUGAAAUAAGUCAGUUCUACGGAUUUAAUCGAGUAAUUCAAAUUUUCUAUUUAAUAGAAAAUUUUGUGCUUUUAUCUGUUCAACAUAAUGGAUUUCAAAUUUCAUGUAAACAAAAAAUAACCAAUGUUGAAACAGCUCAAAUAUUAAUGCGUAUUGCAAAUGUUUACUAUAAUUGUUGUGCUAUACUUAUUUCAGAAUUAUAUCCUGAUGAAAAUUGUACAUAUGAACCAAUUUACUAUACAAAAUUAGUUCUCAUUCUAUUUAGUCUAUUUGCAAUGAUGGACGAUUUAGCUAGAAGUGAUGAAAAAAUUGGUUCUAGUCUUAAGGAGUACACUUUAAGUAUUGACUCAGCGAAUAUAUCUUUAAAAUCCAUCAUGCCGCAGUUAACUUUGCCGGAAAGAAAAUGGCUUGACUUAUUAAAGAAAAUUGACGAAAAAUUUGAAUUAUCUACAACAGAUGUUGUAGAAAGUCCAUAUAAAAGACAUUGCCUUUUUCAUCACUCUUCACUUUCAAUAGAUAAUAAAUCAGAUGAAACUAAUACUGAUGUGAUGUAUAUGUUAAGUCUAUUGAAAAAUGAUUUUCCAGAUAACUAUACGAAAUUUCAAGAAACUCUCAAAGGAGUUAAAUCAGAUCAAUUGAAAGCUAGAUGGGAAGAACUUUUAUUUACUGAUAAGUAUCUACCAGAGUUAAUUAUAUACUUAAGAGAUAUUUCAUAUUUAGCUCAGUUAUCAUUAUGUGGUUUUUCUCAACAAGCCAUACGGCAAAUAAGACGUCUACCGUCUAGUGAUACAAAAAUGUAUAAUCGUUUAAAACAUAAUUUCGACAACCAUCUUUCAAUAUCUCAUUUAGAUAUUCAAAUAAAUUCUUCAGUUGAUAAAAUGAGAUUUGUUGAUUUUAUAUUACCGAGAAAUCAAAGCAAGUAUCAAACAGUAAUUACAUUUAAUUAUGACCAGCAAAAUAUAACCGAUAUGACUGAAAAUACAAUUAUUGGAUUACAAAAUAAAAAACCAGAUAACUUAACAAAACCACAAUAUUAUCGUUUAUGUUCUAUUCAAUUACAUGAUGAGUUAAAAUUUACAUUCUUGUACAUUGCAUUAAAAUAUGGUGAGAUCAAUUUUGAGUUAGAAGAACAUUGUUAUUUAGUUAAGCAAGCAUUAUAUAAAAUAGGAAUACACGAAAAUAUCUGUCUAAUUGAAAAACAACUUCAGAAUGAAGAAUUUAUUUUUGCAUUUGUUAAAAAAAUUGUUGAUAUAGUGUUAGAUUUAAAAGAAAGAAUGACACAAUAUAAAUCUAUGGGUCAUGGAUUAGAUAUAUUGUUGUUUUUAUACGAUUUUUGUUCGAAAAAACCUAAAAUAUUAAUUGACAAAUGUUUAGAAGAAGUUCGUGUCUCGUUCUUAAAUUAUAUAGAUCAAAACAAAAAUAAUUCAAAAUUUAGUAAUGACAAAACUUUAGAAUCUUUAUUAAGUUGUUAUUAUAUUUUAACGUACAAAAUUUCGAACAAUAUUGAUCAUAAAAUAGUUUUACAACUUCUCAAAUUAAGAGAAUUAAUAGAUAGUAACUCCAAGUUGUAUGGUAUUUUACCACCUAAUCUUUAUGUAAAAACAAUGGAAACUCUUUUUAAGCUGAGUUCACAUAUUGAAAGUAAUAUCAAUAAAAAUUUAAGUAUGUUAGAUAAUUUCAUAGAAAAGUCAAAUGGAUCAUGGAAAAAAGAUAUAGAUAUGAAUGUUUACGUAAAAGAUUGUUAUUCUUUUAUACCAUUAAAAGGUCGUCUAUUUAAAAAUGGUCAUCCUUUAUCAUGCUUGCCUAGUCAAAUUCUUAAUAAUUCCCAUUUUAAAGAAUGCUAUGGAACAAAAAAUUUUUCUGCACAAGUUACCGAUCAGAAAAUUUUUGAAAAGAUACUGCGUUGUUAUGAAAUAAAAUGUGAAAAAUCAAGAAAAAUUCGAAUUGUUUCCUUGCAAAACAAUAGCAUUUGGAUUGAAGAUAAUGGUGAGACAUUUAUUUCGAGAGAUUAUUUAAGUAAAUUACCAAAAUUUUUAUUAGAAGAUUGUACACAUAUUGACAAUGAAAAAAAAGUUUUUUACAGUCAUUGGUAUAAAGACAAUAAAAUAUUUAUAAAAAAUGAUAAGGAAAAGAAAUUUACUAUAGAUUUUAAUACUAAUGAAAUUUAUGCUCAUGAAUAUGAAAAAUAUCUUGUCCCAUUCAGUAAAGAUGGAUUUGAUCAAUCAAAUAUAUUCUAUACGAUAUUUUCUCAAUUUGAAGAUGAAAAUUAUAUAAUAGCAUUAAAAGAUCGUGAUCAAGAUAGUGAACCAAUCAUGCUUGACCUACCUAGACUUAAUUUGAAAUUCAAAAUUGAAAAUAAAAAAAUUAUAUCUGAAAACUUUAAAGAUUAUCGUUUAAGUCUAAAUCAACAUGUGAAAACGUUACUUGGAUUACCACAAUAUUUAUUAAUAGAACCAGAUAUUUCAUGUGAUCAACCCAUUAAAUUCAAUCAGAAGAUAAUUAUUCCUUAUCAUCCAAUCAAACAGGAAAAAGAAUUUUACACUAAUGUAAUUCAAUUUGACUCUGAUAAAGUAGGAAAACCGGGAUAUUUUUCAUACGAAAUUGAUGAACAUUUAAAAUGGCUCAAUUCCGAAACGAUAGCUGGUAGUCUCUAUCUUGCUCUUCUCUAUUUUAAAACAGCAACUUUAGACAAAGAUGUAUUUCUUGAAAUGAACGGUUUUGAAACUUGUUCUAUAAUUUUAAAAACUUGCUGGCAAAACUGUCAAUAUUCUGACACAGAAUUUAAUAUUAUUUUAAAAUUUUUUGAACAUAAUUGUUCAGAUUUAGAAAAACCUUGGUCGCAUUAUGCUGAUAAAGGAGAAGAAAUAUUUAAAAAUGCUACGUAUGGAUCGAUUCCUCAUCAUCGUAAUGCACACGCUAUUUUUCUUCGAUUAGUAUAUCUUUUACUCAGUAGUUAUCAAGCAGAUUUUUUAAUUAAAGUUGAUAAUAAGAAGAAGGAGCUUUGUCACUAUUUUUUAAGCCAAAAUUUUGUAAAAUAUCAUUUUAAUUUUUAUUUAAUUUUCAAGGAUCGUAUUGAUAGACGAUGUCGAUUAUCUGAUGAAGAAGAAAAGAAAUUAUUAUUAUCUUGUGUAGGAAAUUGUUCAGAUUCUAGAGUGUCAGAUUAUUAUAAAGUUAUGUGUGAGAAAAAAGACCUUGAAUUGGUGAUGAAUGCACCAAAAGAUUAUAAGUCUUUAGAGGAUUCAUUUUUCUCUCGAACCUCAAUUAAAGAAUGUCAAUAUGAAAAACAAGUCGCAGAUGCUUUCAAAAAACAUUUUCCACAAUCCUAUCGAGUGCACUGUAAUAAAAUGUGUUCAGUUCAAAAUCUAUUCAGUGAUUGGGUUAAGAUCCGAUUCGAACUUUCUUAUUUUGUUUCGCUUUAUCGAAUGGCAUUAAGUAUACAAAGUACUGAUGAUUUUAAUACAGAAAGUUUCGCACAAUUUCUGGCAUAUUUAUUUUUGACGACAGAUGACACUGAUCAAGUUUUUAUAAGAAUGCUUUACAUAGUUUGCCUUGUUCCUAAAUCAUUUAGACCCGUACCAAAUUUUCUAUCGCUAGAAACAGGUGAAAUCAAUUGUGAUCGAAAAUACCAUUUAGAUAGUAAUUCAAUGAAACUUUGUAAAAAUGAUAUUCCACAUAUUUUUGAUCUUGAUGGUAAUAUCAAUGAGAAAGUCAAAAUAUGUAUUUGGACAAUCUUGAAAAAUGAGUAUCUUAAUGAAGACGAACAAUCAAAGUUUAAUGUAAACGAGUUGAUCAAUCAUGAAUUCAAAGUAAAAUUCCAAACUAAUGUUAAAACAAUCUUUAAGAAACAGAACAUCUCUAGUAUUUCUAAUAAUUUUUACGAUACUUUAUACGACAUGUUAAUUACCAAGAGUAGAAAUAAAGAACUUUAUGAAUUUUUUAUAAAUACUGCCAAACAGUGUCAGACGAUUGUUGCUUCAUACAAAAUAGGCUACACUGUUAGAAAGACAACAGGUUUAUCUGAAGUUAGAAUGAAGUUAUCUAUUAAGGAUAUUGAAAAUCAAAUUAGAAAAGUUUAUCCAUAUUCAGAAUCUAAUGAAGAUUAUAUAAGAUAUUUAGAAUGGACUGCAGAAAGUAUCGACAUAAAAGAACAUUAUGAAAGUCUACGAAAACUUUUUGAUUUUGAAUAUGAUUAUCCUACACAAAUAGAUUUUCCUCUCAAUCCUAAAACGCUUCCCGAGAAUUCUUUAGUGAGAAAAGUAUUUUCAGAAAGAUAUGGUAAAGAAUUUAUUGCUGAUUUGGAAGAAAGUUAUGGACGACAGGAAUCUAUUGUCAAAAUUGAUGAAAAUUACUUUAAAUUCUCUAUGAAAGAAUCAAAAACAGGCUUUUGCAUAUUAGAAGAAUCGAACGUCAAUUUGGAAGAAGAAUUUAAUUAUCUAGAAUAUAAUUUAGAUGAAAUUAAAAAUGAUUUGUUCAUUGAUGUAGAACAAUGGAUUGAGAAUGAAAGUUCAAAAACUUAUGUUCCUCAACAUCAUCUAGAAAAAAUAAUAGAUUUGAAGACUGAAUUAAACGAUAAACUGAAGAAAAUCAACAAAGCAUUAAUCGAUAGAAAUAUACUGUCACAAAGACUUACACUAGAACCACUUAAACAAAAAUUAGAAAAACUAAAAAGUGAUAUAAAUUUUAAAAGAGAAGCUAACAGAUGUCUAGUGAAUUUGAAUAAUGUUGAAGCAGAAAUAGAAGAUUUUAUUAUAGAAAAUGAUAAUCUGUUUAAAGGAUAUUUAACUUAUCAUCGUGAAAAACGUAUUAUAAGUCCAUCUAUCUUAAAAUUAAUAUGUAAAAGAAGAUAUAUCGGUAUUUCAGUUUAUGAAAAAUUAGAUACAUCCUCAUUUGAAUUAAAAACAAUAGACAACUAUAGUUAUAUUACUAGUAAAUGUAAGAAACAGCUUCAAUAUUGGCUAAAUCAAGGAAAAUUUUGUCAAAUAGAAACUGAAGAAAUCAAAGAUCAUAAGAUACUAAAGAGUCUCAAUAGUAAAUCAACAGUCGAAGGAUAUUUGCAAACGCGAAAAAUUAAAAUCGAUUUAAAAUCCAAAGACAUAAAUAAUUUCACUAAUAUUUUGUAUAAAUAUUAUAUUAAAUACAAAAAAAUUAAUGAAGAUCUAUUAAAAGAAAUACGUAAAAAUCUUAGUUCAAUUGCAAAUGAAUUUGAUGAGACGAAUAUGUUUGUUUUACAUCGAAUCGUAGGAGAUAAACCUGUUCCAACCCGAAAGGAAACUUUAGCCCUACUAAAAAAUAUUAACAAAAUAAAAGAAUUUAAUCCAUUUGUCAUUGAUCAAAAAGAUACAUUUAAUAAAAAAAUCGAAUGUUAUGCAAUACAAAAAACUUUAAUUCAACAAAUCGAACGAACUCUUGUAUUAAUUUCAAAAUAUAAUUCAUUACAUCCAGACAAUGAUAUAGAUGAAAGAGAAAGAAUUUUGGAAACUAUUUACAUGAAUAUCCUAAUGGAAAGAAGUUAUGAUCCGAAACAUUAUCCAUCUUGCUUAUUAUUUGAAAUAGAAAAUAAUCUUUUAAUACGUGAGGAUCAAUAUUCUCUAGUAGAAAAAAUGAUAAAAAAAGAAAAAAAUAGUAUUUAUCAGUUAAAUAUGGGAGAAGGUAAAACAUCUGUAAUUUUACCUAUAUUAAGUGCAAUUUUAGCUGAUGGUAAGCAAAUUGUCAGAAUUAAUUGUUUAGAGUCAUUAAUGGGUAUUACACAAGAAUUGUUAAGAAAUAAAUUUAGUGGAUUAUUUAAAAAGAAAAUUUAUAUUAUGCCUUUUUCGCGAAGUAUUGUAUUUUCAAAAGAAAAUGUUGAACGUAUAAAAGAAAUGCUUUAUGAUUGUCAGCAGGGAAAACAUAUUCUAUUAGUAACACCCGAACAACGUUUAUGUUUUCAAUUGAAAAAACAAGAAAUAUUUUUGGAAUAUCUACAAUCAAAGGAUGCAGAUGAUCAUUUUGAUUCAGAUGAACAUCGUCAUCGAUUGUAUACUUCGACUAUUAAAUCUAGAACACCCUAUAGUUUAACAGACUCACAGAAAAACUUAAAAGAGGUUUUACGAUCAUUGGGAUAUAUCGACAGUAAUGAUAAAAUACUGAAAUAUCCUCCUGAUGAUUUGGAAGGAUUGCCGAAAUUUUCUCAAGAAGUAAUUAAAGAAGUCAAUCAUUUGAGAUGUGAAGAUAUAAAGAACGCAUGGAAUACCUUGAGAGCUCAGUCUACUAAACUCAAAGCUCAACGUAAGCAAAAGUUAGAGUUACUUCAUUCAAUUGAUGAUUUUCAAUUCUUUGAUAUACUUGAUGAAUCUGAUGAGAUUUUAUGCCAUGGUAAAGAAUUAAAUUAUACGUUAGGAUCAGCUAAACCUUUAGACGGCGAUCAAAUUCGGUGGGAAAUUCCAUUAUUAAUAUUUAGGAUGAUUUUUGCUGAGCAUAAAUUUGGUGAGAGACUGAAAGCUGCCUCAGAAAGAGACGAUUGUCCCGUUAUUUUUCAAGAAAACUUCAGACCCGUAAAUGGAAUUGGAGGAGGAAGUCCACUUGUACGCUUUGUCAAACCCGAAUAUUUUGUAGAAAAUAUUGGAUUGUAUCUUAGUCAAAAGCUUUGCGAAAGAUUACGUUUAAGAUUUCGUCUAAAAAAUAUUUACAUAACGAAUGAUGAUAGUGAAAAUUAUGGAACGUAUGAGAAUUUUGUUCAAGGAGAAUCGACAUCAAAAGAAGACAAAAUAGUUAAAUUACUGGGACAAAAAAGUCGAGAUAUGUUAAAUAGUUUUUUACUAGUAAAGGCUUGGUUACAUCAUGAUAUACUUUAUCAUGUCAUGAAUUAUCGUUAUAGAGUUGAAUAUGGAUUAUCUGAAAAUGGAACAAAACAAAUCGCGAUUCCAUUUCGAAGUAAAGAUUUACCAUCUGAAAAUUCAGAAUUUAGUCAUCCUGAUAUUAUGAUUGGUUUUACAAUUCUUAGCUAUUUAUAUCGAGGACUAGAUGUAAAACAAGUAAAACAAGGACUAAUAAACUUAAAAAAUGAUCCAAAUCACAAUGGAGACAGUUUAUUACAAAAAUGGGUUAAAGAAAAUAAAAAAUGGAUUGAUGAACAAAUAGUUAAAGAUAACGAUCAAUUUCCCGAAUGGUUGAAAUCUUUUAAAACUCUUGAUCUUGAAGAUGAAAACAAAAUUAAUAAGGUUCAUCUUUAUCUUUCACGAAACUUUGACUUUAUUGAAUAUUAUUUAAGUAACUUUAUUUUUCCAAAGGAUGCUAAACAUUAUGUAAAAAAACUCACAGGAAAUGCUCAUACAUUAGCUGGUGAAGGAAAAACUAGGGGAUUUUCUGGUACUGAUGAUCGUAAUGAUACCAUGCCAGAAUCGGUCAUACCAGAACGAUUACUGUCUCAAAAAGGGACCAAUGGUAAAAUGUUGCAUAUUUUAUCACGAAAAUUAAAUAGUGAAUAUAUACCAAAUACGGAAAUAACAGGUACUAAGGAAUUCUUACAUGAGAUUUGUAAAUAUGUAGAGAAAAAGAAGGAUUGUUAUGUGUUUAUUGAUGCAGGUGCUAUCAUUAUAGAAAUGAGUAACUUUGAUGUAUCGAAAUAUCUAAUUAAAAAAAUUGAUAAACGAUUUGAUGGUAUUGUCUAUUUUUCUGAUAAAAACAAUAAAAUAAUGGUUAUUUUAAGAAAUGAAGAAUCUUUUCCAUUAUCCACGUGCCAUAUUGAUAGUAAGAAAUUAUUUGUCUAUUUGGAUGAAGCUCAUACCCGUGGAACUGAUUUAAAAUUACCAUUAACUGCACGUGGAAUUGUAACACUUAGUAAGAAUAUGAAUAAAGAUAAACUUAUGCAAGGAGUUAUGCGUCUUCGUGAUCUUGAUUUUAAACAAUCGAUUGUAUUGUGGGGUUCAAAAGAAACUACAGCAGAUAUUGCCACGAUAAAUGAUAUUAAAGCAGAUUCUAUAACGAGUAAACAUGUUUUAAUAUGGGUUACUUAUAAUACGAUUCAAAAGAAUGAAAAUGAUUUAUAUCCAGUUACAAAAGAAAAAUUGAAAUAUGUAAUAAAAAGUAGAGCACUUAAAUAUCAGAAAAAAAUAGAAAUUCCCAUAGAUUCUCUUAUCAUAGCAUAUGAAAGUGAAAGUUUGGACAAUAUAGAAAAAUUAUAUGGUAUUACUCCUUAUCCACGUGAUCCACGUGAUCUUUUAAAUCUUCAUAUGAGUACAUAUUUAAAUAAAUUUUAUCCAUCUGUACAACGUGACCUAGAAAGAAAAAGGCAACUUAAAGAAUUGAUUAAUGAAAUUAAUGAAAAUAGAAAUAAAGAAGAUAGGCCAACAAUGCAAAAUAUUCUCAAGAGAAUAGAUGAUAAACUUCCAGAACGAAUAUUAACUGCUGAUAAUGAUUAUGAUGGAAAUCAAGAAAAUGAAAAAGAGAUUGAAGAAAUGCAAAUUGUACAAAGUAUUCUUGUAACGGAGAGAAGACCGGAGAAAGAAAACGAUUGGUAUUUUGAUAGAGUAUUUGAAAGAAAUUUUAAAGAGAACUGUUUACGAGGAGAAGAUGGUUAUCCGAAACUAAAAGAAUUAGGAAAAUGUUUUGAAUUUACUAAUAUUAAUCAUCUUAAAGAUUUUAAAUGGCAUCACAGAGUUUUUGUAACGGAAAAUUUUAUCAGAACAGUUUCAAACAAUGAUAAAUUGAAUAAGCGAUAUCAAACUGAUUAUUUGAAACCAGUUAAUAUGAUAUUAAUUCAUAGAACAGGUAUCGAUGUGUGUUUUAUUGUAAUUUCAGCUUUUGAAGCUAAAAGUCUUAUUCCAUUAUGCUACGAAAGAAACGAUCCUAAUGUGUGUCUAAUGCAUAUCGAUGAUGUCAAUGGUCCUACGAUGGUUCCGAAAACUACUAUCAUAUUAAAAGAAAAAGAAAUUCAUAGUGUUAUAACUAUUCGAUUAUUUAACGGACAGUGUCGUUACAAAGAAGAAGAAAUACCAAUGUUAAAGAAAUGUGUUGCUUUUGUUGAUAAGCACUGUCUUCAUGAAGACAAAAAAAUAUCCGAACAAGUUUAUAAUGAGCUUGAAGACAGAGACUACAUUGUACAUGGUUUUAUGACUUAUAAAUUAGCAUCAAAAUUAACGAAUCAAAACGAAAGAAUCUUAGUAGAAACAGAAACUCAUUAUGAAAUCGAUCUUCAAAAUCGAUUUCAUUCAAUUAUUCAUGAGAGUAUUGCAGAAGAUGUUAAGAGUAUUUGGAGAUUAUCCAGUUUAAUUAGGAAAUUAGUUCAAAUAAGAGGAAAAAGUGAACAAUAUCAGACUAGUGAACUAAGAAACAUACUCGAAAUGAACCCAGAAAAAACUAAUGAUGAUAUUAAUACAGAAGACUUUUAA